AUGGAUUCGUUAUCCAAGAAGAUCGGUAAUUUGGGUAUUCAUGAUAUCCGAAAUGCAGCGCGGUUUGCUCAGAACAUGAUUAUCCAGUAUGAACCUUACCAAGUUGAUAUUAGACGAGCUACUAAUACAGACUCUUGGGGGCCUACGCCCAAGCAAUUAGCUAAAGUGAUGCGCAAUAGGUAUCAGGUUCCUAUGUAUCUUAUCACUGAGUAUACUAUGAAGAGGCUUGUGGAUCAUAUGGCCAAGAGACCUAAGAAUUUGUAUGAGAAGGCUAGAAAGGAGUAUGUGAAUUAUGGGAAUGAAUGGCGGGUGGUGCUGAAAUGCUUGUUGCUGUUGGAAUAUUUGUUAUUCACGAGUACUUCUGGACAGGAGUUGGAUCAGGUACUCAGCUGUAUAAAUACACACAAACAUAUUUUAACGCGGGAUACUAUGCAGUUCAAGGUGGAGUUCAGCAACGACGGCAAAAUGGAGAUUCACGAGCGCGGAAUUAAAAAGAGGUGUGAACAGGUGGUGCAGUAUAUUGAGGAUACUGCGUAUUUAAAACGGGCUAGGGCGAAGCACAAGCAGCAGUCUGUUCAAAUUAGUUCCAGUGGGGUUGGUGCAGAUGGGAGUGGGUCCUAUAAUGACAAUCAAGUACGUGUGGGGAAUGUCUCUGGAUCUUCGUACUCUUCUUAUGAUUUAGAUGACGAGUUUGAGGAAUACGAACCACGCAAUGUUGCCCGGGCUGUCGAUAGUUCUUCUUCAAACCAUAGGCAGAGAAGAUCGUCUGCAGUGGAUGAACAGCGUAGACAAAGGCGGGAAAUAUUACGAGAACGGAUUAAAAACAGUGAGAAGCAGAGAAAGGCCUCUAUAAAGGGAAACAGUAAUACUGAGCCAGUUCCUGAUCUAUUGGAUUUGGAUGACACCCCUGCCGUUACUGCUGUCUAUAACAACGGUAAUGCUGAUAGUCAUCACAACGGCCACACUGAGAGUGAUGCUGAGGAUGAUGACUUCGGUGACUUUCAGAGCGAGCAGCGUCCACAAACUGGGCAACCAUCAGUUGUCAAUAGUCUGUCUGCGACUCAUCCAGGUAAUUUUGUGUCGGAUGAACUUUUACAGUGGGGCGGUCAAGUUUCACCAACAGCGAUGGCUUCCAGUACGACAAGUUCUACUGCUGCAUCUUCAUCUGGCAAAGGUGGUAAAGAUGCCUUUGCCGAUCUCUUCACAUAUUCCAAAAGCCGUAUAUAA
This is a messenger RNA of Eremothecium cymbalariae DBVPG#7215, 1227 nucleotides long. It is a transcript of the gene ENT5, whose product is annotated as Ent5p. The record is from RefSeq and is a predicted model, not a curated record. The transcript has a single exon. The coding region runs from base 1 to 1227 and encodes 408 amino acids. Gene Ontology annotation, biological process: endocytosis; Golgi to endosome transport. Gene Ontology annotation, cellular component: clathrin vesicle coat; plasma membrane; endosome. Lineage: Eukaryota; Fungi; Ascomycota; Saccharomycetes; Saccharomycetales; Saccharomycetaceae. Gene Ontology annotation, molecular function: phospholipid binding; clathrin binding.